Messenger RNA from Acanthochromis polyacanthus (spiny chromis), 6821 nucleotides. RefSeq names its product NLR family CARD domain-containing protein 3-like. NCBI's taxonomy places the organism in Eukaryota, Metazoa, Chordata, Actinopteri, Pomacentridae. Gene Ontology annotation, molecular function: protein binding. The record is from RefSeq and is a predicted model, not a curated record.
GUUAGCUGGAGUCAUGAGAUUUACAGGAAUCAGAGGAGGAACAGAAAGAGAAAGUGAAGAGUUCAGACUCCAUUUUACAGCCGACAGAGGACAACAAGACUGACUGAAGUCCACAAGAUGAGGGACUGUGAGGAGGAGGAGUUUCCAUCCUCCAGCCGUCUGUCCAUGAAGAGUGACUGGUCCAAAGAAGAACCUUAUAACUUCAGUAAAGAACCUGGACCCUCAGACACAAAAGUUCAGACCAACGGACAGAGAGCAGAGUCUGCAGCCUCCAGCUGUUUGUCCAUGAAGAGUGACUGGUCCAAAGAUUUUCCUCUAAACUUCAGGAAAGAAGCUGAACCCUCAGACACAAAAGUGAUGAAGAGGAGGGGAGUUUGUGUGGAGGAGCAGCCGUCCUGCUGCGCUCGGUGUCAGGACGUCCUGAAGGAUCCAGUCUCUAGCAGCUGUGGACACUGGUUCUGCAGACAGUGCAUCAGCUCAGACUGGGACCAGUCUGCUCCAUCAGGACACUCCUCCUGUCCCCAGUGUGGAAAAAGAUCCAGAAGCAGCAGCUGUGGACAAAGUGUUGGUCUGCAGGAGGUUCUGCAGGAACAUAAGAUGAGUCUGAGGAGGAGAUGUGAACAUGUGACUGAAGGAAGUGAUGAAGCAGGAGGUGGAACCCUCCUCAACAGGAUCUACACUGAGCUCUACAUCACAGAGGGACACAGUGGAGAGGCUGAUGUCCAACAUGAGGUGGGGCAGCUGGAGACAGCUUCCAAGAAGAGCCUCCAUGACACUCCCAUCAGGUGCCAGGACAUCUUUAAAGUACCUGAGCAGCAGAGAGCCAUCAGAGUGGUCCUGACCAACGGCGUGGCCGGCGUGGGAAAAACCUUCUCAGUGCUGAAGUUCACUCUGGACUGGGCAGAGGGCGGAGAAAACCAAGACGUCAGUGUGGUGGUGGUGCUUCCGUUCAGGGAGCUGAACUUGAUCAGAGAUGAGCAGCACAGUCUUCUCACGCUGCUCCAUGUUUUCCAUCCAACAUUACAGAAGGUGACGGCAGAGCAGCUGGCUGUCUGUAAACUUUUGUUCAUCUUUGACGGUCUGGAUGAAAGCAGACUUUCACUGGAUUUCACCAACAGGAAGGUUGUGUCUGACGUCAGCCAGAAGUCAUCGCUGGACGUUCUGCUGGUCAACCUCAUGGAGGGGAAUCUGCUUCCCUCGGCUCUGGUCUGGAUCACUUCCCGCCCUGCGGCAGCCAAUCAGAUCCCUCCUAAACAUGUGGACAGGUUCACAGAAGUACGAGGCUUCACCGACGUCCAGAAGGAGGAGUACUUCAGGAGGAGGAUCAGUGAUGAAGAGCGCUCCAGAACAAUCAUCUCCCACAUGAAGACAUCCAGGAACCUCCACAUCAUGUGUCGACUCCCAGUGUUCUGCUGGAUCACUGCUGCAGUUCUGGAGCACAUGUUGAGCACAGAGCAGAGAGGAGAGCUGCCCCAGAGCAUGACUGACAUGUUCUCACACUUCCUGCUGGUUCAGACACAGAGGAAGAAGAAGAAGUACCAUGAGGGACCUGAGACGAGUCCACAGGAGCUGACGGAGGCUGACAGGGAAGUUCUUCUGAAGCUGGGGAGGCUGGCCUUUGAACAUCUGGAGAAAGGAAACAUCAUGUUCUACCAAGAAGACCUGGAGCAGUGUGGUCUGGAUGUGACAGAGGCCUCGGUGUUGUCAGGAGUUUGUACCCAGAUCUUCAGGAGAGAGUGUGAGAUGUUCCAGAAACCAGUCUACUGCUUUGUUCAUCUGAGCGUUCAGGAGUUUCUGGCUGCAGUCUACAUGUUCCACUGUCACACCAACAGCAACGAGGAGGUGCUGAAGAAGUUCCUGGGAGAAAAAUAUCUGAACUCAUCCCUGGAUGUUUUCCUGAACAGUGUCAUGGAGAAAUGCCUUGAAAGCAGAAAUGGUCACCUGGACCUGUUUGUUCGCUUCCUUCAUGGCCUCUGUCUGGAGUCCAACCAGAGAGUCUUAGGAGGUCUGCUGGGUCAGACAGAGAACCGUCCAGAAAUGAUCCAGAGAAUCAUCAAGAACCUGAAGAAGGUGAAGAAAGAAAAUAUCUCUCCAGACAGAAGCAUCAACAUCUUCCACUGUCUGAUGGAGAUGAAGGAUCUCUCAGUACAUCAGGAGAUCCAAGAGUUCCUGCAGUCAAAGAAGAGAUCAAAGUAUCUCUCUGUGAUCCACUGCUCAGCUCUGGGCUACAUGCUGCAGAUCUCAGAGGAGGUUCUGGAUGAGGUGGACCUGAGCAAGUACAAGACAUCAUAUGAGGGAAAACAGAGACUGAUUCCAGCUGUGAGGAACUGCAGAAAGGCUCGACUUUCUAACUGUGGACUCUCAGAGACUCACUGUGAAGUCGUGGCCUCAGCUCUGAAGUCCAACCCCUCCCAUCUGACAGAACUGGACCUGAGAGGGAACAGGCACCUGCAGGAUUCAGGAGUGAAGCGUCUUUGUGAUGGACUGCAGAGUCCAAACUGUAAACUGGAGACUCUCAGAUUGGAGUACUGCUGGCUGUCAAAGAUCAGCUGUGAUUCUCUGGGCUCAGCUCUGAAGUCCAACCCCUCACAUCUGGAACAUCUGGACCUGAGCUUCAACAACCUGAAAGAUUCAGGAGUGAAACAUCUGAGUGGUUUUGUGGAGAGUCCAGACUGCAUCCUGAAGACUCUGAGAUUACAGGGCUGCGGUUUGUCAGAGAUCAGCUGUGAUUCUCUGGUCUCAGCUCUGAAGUCCAACCCCUCACAUCUGGAACAUCUGGACCUGAGCAACAACAAGCUGAAGGAUUCAGGAGUGAAACAUCUGAGUGGUUUUGUGGAGAGUCCAGACUGCAUCCUGAAGACUCUGAGAUUGGAGUUCUGCGGUUUGUCAAAGAUCAGCUGUGAUUCUCUGGUCUCAGCUCUGAAGUCCAACCCCUCACAUCUGGAACAUCUGAACCUGAGCAGGAACUACAACCUGCAGGAAUCAUCAGUGAAACAUCUGUUAGAUCUUGUGGAGAGUCCAGACUGCAGCCUGAAGACUCUGGAAUGUGAGCCAUGGUGGUGAUCAGGAGGAUGUUUGUGGUGAGAGGAUGAAGGGUGUCCUGAUGGUCCAGAGGUUGAAGCAGCAGCUGGUGUGUACAGACUCUGACUGGUCCAUGUUACUGGGAGGUGGAGAGCUUCAUGCAGCAGUGACUGACAGGAACCAAACAGGGAUGAACUCCAGCUGUUCAUCUUCUGCUUCCAGUUAUUUCUCUCCACAUUUCUUCUUCUUCUCCAACAUUAAAGUCCAGUUGAAGUGUCUGACUGCACUCGGUGCAGGAGAUGGAUCACAGAUGGAGCCCUCAUGUUUCCAGAGUUGAAGUGUUGCAGGAGCUCUGGGAGCAGAGCAGCGCUGCACAGGGAGAACACUUCAACAUGGAUGGAGACACGUUUACAUCAGCGACACUUUCUGCUUCAUAGGAACAGUCUCAGAACUGUUUGAUCUUCAGGACAGAAACUUUCACAAAACACCAAAGAAAACCGAGACACAAAACCACAUUAAAGAGAACUUUAUGGAAAACAAUUCAAGAACGACAUCAGUGAGACACAAUCUUCAACCUUCUCCAUGUUUCCUCUCUGCUCAUCAUCUGUAGAAGAUGUUCCUCCAGCUGGAUGGAUCUCCAUCUACUAGAUCCUCUCUUCUCUGUUUCUGCUGCAUUUAUUUCAGUCUCUCUGAGGAAACACUGCCUGCAGUUCAACCUGAAACUCUCUGGAUGCUGAGUCGGUCCUGGAGAACCAGAACCAGGAGGAGGAAGGUUCUGGUUCUCCUGGAUCUUGUUCAGAUGUUUAACCAGAGACCUGGAGAAUAAAGUCACUUUGAUGAAAUGGUUUUCUGAUGACAGAUGAAGAAAGUUGAAAAAUGGCUGAUCUUUGUGUUUUUUCCACUUUGUUUCUGAUGGAUGGAGCCGUUGUGGAGGUUUGUUUUGAAGCCAACAUGUCUGUGAGAAGUUGUGCUGAAGCUCAGUCUCCACUCUCCAGCUGGACUCCAUCCUCAGAUCCGUUUAGAAGGACGCUGGUUCUGACAUAGAUGGAAUGUGUGGUGUGGUGGCUGGAGGCCGGUCUGAUGUCGGGAGCUUUGAGCAGAGAGCUUCAGUCUCACACUUAGUUUGUUUUCCGCUGGGAUCGAUUGAAAUCUGGAGUUGAAUGAGACGUUUUCCAGCUCUGAGGCUCCUCCUCCAGUUCCUGUGUUACCGUGGUGACCAUGUGGAGGGCUGGGUUAGGACGGAGCAGUGAGAUGAUGGGCUGAGAUCCGUCAGCGGUCCGUUCCAAAGCAAACGUGGCUGUAGUUUUGUGCAGACUGAGCUGCUGGCUGUGUUUGGGCUUCAGAGGGUUUGGGUCCUGGUUCUGGUUCCUCAUUUGAAGCCCUCAACUCUUUGCCCUCCUCACCUUUUGUUGUAGCCGCUGGAGCUGAAUGAUUGCUGUGGCAGGAAAAAGGUGAUUUUGGAGCUGCUGUGUGGACCAGCGAAUUUACUGGAUUUUGGUUGAUUUUUAUGUGAAUGUUCUUAAAGAAAAUAUUACAAGUUUUACUGAUAAAUAAGGAAUCACUUUCGAUAUUUUUAGCAUUUUUUGGAAGAUUUUUUACAAUUUUUUGAAAAUAUUUACAAGAAUUUUCUCAAAUUCAGGGAUUUUUUCUUAAAUUUAACUUUUAAGGAAUUUUCUUCCUGCGUUUUUUUGCAAACUUUCAGAAAUUUGGGGAUUUUUUUGCUGAUUUUUUGGGUUUUUUUCAGACAAGGAAACAGUAUUUUUGGUGCCUGUGAAUGAGGACAACAGGAGGGUUAGCGUCCUUACAUGGAUCAGGCCUCACAUUUAUUUUAUAAAUCUGAUUGUCAUAUUAGAUUUAUUGAUUGAUUAGAGCUGCACACAAUCACAGGUCACACUACGUGCAUAUUCAGGGAUUUAUAAAAGAAAAAGAGAUUUUUUAAAGAGUAUUCUGACAAUUUAACCUUUUUUUUUUUACAGGUUUUGACUUUUUUGCUAAAUUAAAGUUCAUAACUCAUUAAAUCCCAGAAAAAAGUCAUUUAUUGAAAACAAGGUAAACUGAAAUAGGCUCAGUAACUGUGUACACAUUUUUAACAUUAUUUUGGAUAAAUUCAGCGUCUUUUGGGACAUUUUUUAAAUCACAGAAACAUUUUGGGAGUCAGUUUAGUCUGAGUCUGUCAUUUUUGGUCGCUUUCUCGUCCUUUUCUGAGUCAUUUUGAACAUUUAAACAUCAUUUUUGGCAGCUUUUGGGACAUUUUAGACAUGUUCAAGUCUCACACUCGAGCGAUUUUGGACAAUUUUCAAGAAUUUUCUGUCAUUUUAGAUCAAAUUUGCAUCAUUUUUGGACAAUUCUGAAUUAUUUCUGGACAUUUUUCAGGUUUUUUUGGACAAAUUCAAUGUGUUUUUGGACAUUUUUGAAAAAUUCAAACAUUUUGGGAGUCAGUUUGGGUAAUAUCUGUCAUUUUUUGUAAUUAUUUCAGAGAACUUUGAAUAUUUUAGGUCCUAUUCGGCAGCUUUUGUGCCAUUUUAGACAUUUAAAAUCUUUUUAGGUUGUUUUAGCCCACAUCCAAGCGACUUUGGACAAAUUUCAGUAAUUCUGGACACAUAUAAAGUUAUUUUGGACAAAUUCAACGUGUUUUUGGGACAUCUUUAAACAUUCUGAACAUUUUAAGGUCAUUUCUGGCAGCUUUGGGGUCAUUUCAGACAUCUUCAAGUCUUUCCUGUCAUUUCAGACUGAAUCUGAGCGAUAAUUUGCUGCAGGAACAAUCAGGCUUUAACUCCCUCAGGAACUAGAAUGUCACAUUUUACAUGGACAACACUUCAAAUCUGGACAGAUCAGGAAGGAUUUGAUUGUAGAUGGAGAGAAGAACUGAAAACAACAGAGUUUGCUGUGAAACGAUCUAAAAACGUUAUUUCCUGUAAACGGCUGUUUGGAGCUCAAAGUGAUUUCUGCAGGUUUGUAGGACGUGAUGAAUGAUGGAAACCAGACAAACACACAGAAGAUAAACCUGACAGCAGAAACAGAACCAACUACAGAUCCGUGCAGUUCCGCAAACGGCCACCGGGUGGCGCUGCUGCACCUGAAACAGAACUGAAGCAGACAGUCCUCUUUGUUCACCUCUGAGCUCCAGCAGCAGCUCCUGAUUCGUUUUAAAGUCCUGCUGCUCUGAGGAACCAGAAUGAAGAAGGAGAGAACCCAGAGACGUUAGAACGACAGAAAAAGAGACGUUUAUUUGAUUAUUUAAUCUACAAAACUCGUCCACAAUGACUUCAAAUUCCUCCAGAAUCCCUGGGAUCAUUUAAAAUGACUCAGAAUCACAUCAAAGACGUCCAAACGGAAUCAGUUUGUCCAAAAUGAUUUAGAACUUGUCCAGAAUUAUGUGAAAGUUUUCCAAAAUGAUUAAAAAAUAGCCUCAAAAUGUGUCCAGAAUGACUUGAAACCUUUCUACAUUCAUGCAAAAUACGUCCAAAGUUACUUGAAUCUUUUCUAAAUGGACUAAAGAAUUUGUCCUCAUUUUUCUCCACUGUGAUUUACUUUUAACCUUCCAGUAAGCUGUGUUCCUAUUGGCUGUCCAGGUGGCUGCUUGGUGUCAUCAGGAACACCUGAGCAGCUCAGUGUCUUCCUGCUUUAUGUCUGCAGUCAAACAUUUCCUCUGCUUCUCUUCACUCUACCGGGUUUGGCUCCGUUGCUUUAGUUUGUUCUUUAGGCGUUGGCUUGUAGCUUCCAGCAGUAAAAUCCUCUUUAAUGUGUUUCUUGGUGUGUUUUAGGGCUUUGUACUGAUAGUUGUCUUGGUAAAUGUGGUU